CGACGCCAUUUUACUUUUGUGUGCUGUCAAACGCUGAAUUUCACAUUUCCACCACAAAAGAGCAAAAGAAAGGCAGACGACUUUUACUGAAAAGUGCGUGAGAUACCACCGAAAAAAGAACCAGCUAAGUUACUUAAAUGCUGAUCAACCGCCAGACAAACUUUUGAAUACAACGGCAGCGAGGCAAACGCCGCAGAAUCCUGUCGAAAAUUACGUGAAUCAGCGCCAAGGGGAAACCGUGCAAUUGGCAUUUUAAUUGGCGAAAUUAACUGCAUACAGCGUGCGGAAAAAAUGGUCAAUUCGUCUGGCAGCGAGGAUGGCCAGUUGAGGAGCCCCAACGAUGGGCAUUAUCACAGGCCAAAAAGUGUGUACUUGUCCCAUGACCGAGGCGCGCGAUGGCCAACAACAAUUCCUAAUAAUAAUCAUAAUAAUCAAAAAAAAAAAAAAAAAAACCAACAAUACUAUAAUAAAAACAAAAAAACCAAAAUGAAAACGAAUGAAAAAAGUGCAAGCAAAUAUGCAAAAUUCGAGUUUAAAAACUAUGCACCUGCAGUGUCAACGGCAGACCGGACCGAAUCUUCUCAAGCCAACCUACACUAAUCUCGCUUGACCCGCCGCUGGCUAAUAAAAUGUGUUCCUAAAACCGAGAACCGAAUACUGAACACCCGAGAAUCGGAAUCAAGGUCCGAUAAGCUUCGAACCGAAACGAUUGAUCGAUCGAUAUAGAUCUGAUUCAUGUGCUGCUGGCGCCGAGGCGAGGAUGAUGAUCACGAGGCGGACUCCGAUGCUUUGUACAUACAACCCCCACAGGCCAGUCGGGAAAUGGGAUCUGGUUCUAGGCGUGAGAAAAAGAAACAUUCCCGCGAGCGUCGACGCCACAAGGAGAGGGAAGACUUGGGCGGCGGUGGACUAGGACUGGAACGUGAUCAUCGUUAUGAAUACCGAAACCGGGAGGAGCAUUAUCAUCAUCAUCAUCGCGAAAGGGGCAGCAAUGUGGCUGCCGCAUAUCCGAAGCACCACCUGGGCCACGCCUAUCACUACCCGCAACCACCUCAACAGCAACAGCAGCCCCUUCCAACGGCUACCAGCUAUUCUGUCCACCACCAUCAUCAUCAUCAGCAUUUAGGCGGAGCUCGAGCAGCUUCCCGUGCCGAUUACCAUUCCUAUCCAUCGGGUUAUCAUUCGAGCAGUCGGCAUGGUGACUAUCCGAUGGAGGAACCACCCCGACGUGGUAGUAAAUACGUGGAGAGCAAGGAUGCUGAAAGCUUGGAGCAGGAUCUGCGUUCCAGGUUGCUUAAAAAGCGGCAUAACUACGUUAAGGAUUACGAAACGGAGGAGAAUUAUGAGCAUCGCGAGCGAAGUGAGCGUCGUGAGAGCGGACGCAAGGAGCGGGAGCGAUCUGGACGAAGUAGCCACAAGCAAAGUCGCCACGAUCGCGUCAUCGAGCUGCUGGACAGUCCCGAGCCUGAGCACCAGCAUCAGCACCAGCACAAGUCGCAUCGAUCCAAGUGGCACGAUGAAGUAGAGGUCACAAGAAGAAAGAUGCCUGAGGAUGAAGAGUUAUUGGCUCGCCGAGAUAAGCUACUUGCCGCCGAGCGUGACAGCCGACACCGAAAGCAUAUAGCUCGGGACGAACUGGAAGCUCGUCGGGAAUUUCUACGCGAGCGAAACGAGCACAGUGAUGCACUGAGUCCAACAGCAGUAGCUGCAAGCGUAACCGCAGGUUUAAAUAUUCAAGUCAAGAGGAAGUCUAAGCCGGAUAACUAUGAUAAAGAGAUUAAACACAAGAAGAGGCGGGAAGAGGUGGUCGAGGUUAUCCAAGAUGAUGAUGAUGAGGAAAGCGAAGAUAACGACUCAAAUGAGGAUGAUGCCGAGGAUGGCAGUGCCGAAAGCGCCACAGAAUCGGGCAGCGAAGAAAGUUACGUUAGCAAAAAGAAAAGUAAGGUCAAAUCCAAGCCUCAUUUGGAGGAUGAUGAUGAGGAUUUACCAUUGCCUGACAGUCCACUAAGCGUAGGAGAACUCUACAAGUCGCCCAAGCAACGCCAGCGAUCUCGCUCUGUGAGCUCUAAAAGCAGCUCCGAGUCCAGUCAGAGUAGUCGCUCCAGAUCUCGUUCUAAAAGUCAAAGCAGCCUGGAGGAUGAGGAUGAUCGAAAGGACGACGGAGCAGCUGACUCCCCCAGCAGCAGCACACGCAGCGAGGAACGCGGAAUGACACAACAACAGUCAGAUGAAAAGCCGGAUGAGAAACUCAUGGAAAAGGCACCAAAGUCGCUUGAAGAUCAAGUUCCAUGCGAUGACAAGGGCGUUCCCCUUCCUAACUACUAUCCCGGCAUACAGGGAUGUCGCUCUGUGGAGGAAUUCCAAUGUCUAAAUCGCAUCGAGGAGGGUACCUACGGCGUUGUAUACCGCGCUAAGGAUAAAAGGACUAACGAGAUUGUUGCACUUAAGCGACUUAAGAUGGAAAAGGAAAAGGAAGGCUUUCCCAUUACAUCUCUUAGGGAGAUAAACACCCUUCUGAAGGGACAGCAUCCAAAUAUCGUAACCGUUCGCGAGAUUGUGGUCGGUUCCAACAUGGACAAGAUCUUCAUUGUGAUGGACUAUGUGGAGCACGAUCUGAAAUCGCUGAUGGAAACGAUGAAGAAUCGUAAGCAGAGUUUCUUUCCCGGAGAAGUCAAGUGCCUGACACAACAGCUUCUGAAAGCAGUGUACCAUCUCCAUGAUAACUGGAUCUUGCAUCGUGAUCUGAAGACCUCCAACCUUCUUUUGUCCCACAAGGGCAUCCUUAAGGUGGGCGACUUUGGGUUGGCUAGAGAGUACGGCUCGCCCAUCAAGAAGUACACCUCGCUUGUAGUCACUUUGUGGUACCGUGCCCCCGAAUUGCUGCUCUGCUCGCCCGUUUACUCAACGCCAAUUGACGUCUGGUCGGUAGGCUGCAUUUUCGCCGAAUUCCUGCAGAUGUUGCCGCUCUUCCCGGGAAAAUCGGAGAUCGAUGAGCUUAACAGAAUCUUCAAGGAAUUGGGUACCCCAAACGAGAAGAUUUGGCCUGGAUAUACUGAGCUACCCGCCGUGAAGAACAUGCUCUCGCAGAACUCUCAGUUCACCGAGUAUCCCGUCUCGCAGCUGCGCAAGCACUUCCAGGAGAAGACUUCGGACAUGGGACUGUCCUUGCUGCAGGGCCUGCUAACGUACGAUCCAAAACAAAGACUGUCCGCCGACGCGGCCCUAAAGCACAACUACUUCAAAGAGCUGCCAUUGCCCAUCGAUCCCUCCAUGUUUCCCACCUGGCCGGCCAAAAGCGAAUUGGGAGCUCGCAAGGCGCAGGCCUCGUCACCCAAACCGCCGUCCGGUGGCUCACAGUUUAAGCAACUGGGCCGCGAUGAACCCAUUGUCAUGGGUGCUGGAAACAAGCUCUCAUCGGGAAUUAUAACCGGUAACAAGAAGAGCCACGGAGGUGGCGCAUCAUCGACCAGCACAGGAUUUGUCCUGAACUCCGGGUUAACGCAACGCCAGCUAGCCAUGGGACCGGGAUUCAGUCUAAAGUUCUGAUUCGAAGUUGGAUUCUGUGUGUUUUUAGCCAAUUACGACUAUGAUUAAUUGUUAUGUAUAGUUAGAGAUGUAAGUUAAAAAUUUCGUUUAAUUGUAUGUGUAAAAAUAUUGUUCCAUAUAUAAUUUAAAAAGCCAUACAAAACAA
Drosophila eugracilis is the source of this 3691-nucleotide messenger RNA. It is a transcript of the gene Pitslre, whose product is annotated as serine/threonine-protein kinase PITSLRE. Gene Ontology annotation, cellular component: nucleus. Gene Ontology annotation, molecular function: cyclin-dependent protein serine/threonine kinase activity; ATP binding. The record is from RefSeq and is a predicted model, not a curated record. The transcript has 4 exons. The coding region runs from base 736 to 3546 and encodes 936 amino acids. NCBI's taxonomy places the organism in Eukaryota, Metazoa, Arthropoda, Insecta, Diptera, Drosophilidae. Gene Ontology annotation, biological process: protein phosphorylation; regulation of mitotic cell cycle.